AUGAAUGAAAAUAAUGGUGAAGACACGGCAAUUAAAUUGAUACUGUCAUCUUUUUCGUGUACGUCAGUGAAUCGUUUGUGGAAAGCUUUACUUGUUGGAUUGGUUAUGCGAUUGGCAGUUUCCUUUUUGAUGAUAGAGAAUAUUAUCUGGCCUUGGAUCAUUCUUUACAUGUUAUCUGCAUGUAAAAAGGUUUUUCAGCUUUCUUCUGUAUAUGCUGCUGUUGGUUAUUUUCUCCAUCCAAGGCUACAUUUGGGAUUGAAUCUUUUAUCAUAUGCAGGCGCUGUUGUUCAAAACAUAUGGUGUUUUAUCAAGGAGUCCUUAAUGGUUGCGUUGUCUUUUAUAUUAUUUAAUGCACUGUUUUGCGCCUUUGCUCUGAUUGUUGAUAAAUGUUGCUUACUGUAG
Brugia malayi is the source of this 402-nucleotide messenger RNA. RefSeq lists its product as uncharacterized. The record is from RefSeq and is a predicted model, not a curated record. The coding region runs from base 1 to 402 and encodes 133 amino acids. Lineage: Eukaryota; Metazoa; Nematoda; Chromadorea; Rhabditida; Onchocercidae. The transcript has 4 exons.